Messenger RNA from Colletotrichum abscissum, 429 nucleotides. RefSeq lists its product as uncharacterized. The record is from RefSeq and is a predicted model, not a curated record. The transcript has a single exon. Bases 1 to 429 code for a protein of 142 amino acids. NCBI's taxonomy places the organism in Eukaryota, Fungi, Ascomycota, Sordariomycetes, Glomerellales, Glomerellaceae.
AUGGAGGGGGUUUUGCGUAGGGAGAGACACGACUCGUCGCGGAGGGAACGGACAGGAAACGCCCGACUUUGCUUUUUUCUGCUUCUGGUUUCUUUUCUCUUCUCGAGUAUCGAAAAGUCUCCACGUCGGAGGAUCCUCACGCUUGCAAGCUCGCCAGUGCCUUCAACCAAACUCGGCACCACCACGCUUUCGUUACCAUUGUCCAUCGCGAUCGCUUUCCUACAGCGUGAGGUAGUUUCCAUACCUUACGGCACUCACUUCCUUCGGCUCUUCCCAAAGCCCAGUGCAAUAUGCCAUGUACCACUCUCACCUAAUCUCCAAGCCUCAAAAGACGCCCUGCCCCACGCUUCCACUAAACUAAAAAAGACACGCUUUCCUGGCCCUUACAGGGGAAGGUCUUUCGAUGUCCAAUCAGCUCCCCCCAAUUGA